AGUCAGACUUGAAAUUAAAAAUCCAAACAAACACAAACAUUAUUUUUCUACGGUGCGUAAAGUACCCUUACUUUAAGUACUGUUCAAAAGACGUAAAAUAAGAUUUCACGCACUAGCGCGUAAAAUAAUUCACGUUACACACUAGUGCCUGAAGUAAACAUAAAAGUUCAAUAAAUUUAGACCCUCAGAUAGUGACAUAUUUAGGUGCCCCAUUUUCGCAUACAAGCCUCGAAGAGGGUUGACUAGUACAUCGAUUUUGAGUAGGAUGAUGAUAUUUUCUCGGGUGGCUUCUGAGGAUAACGUAUGGAAAAUUCGAUUUUCCAUAACAGAAAUGAAAGACGUCCUGGUGGCCUGGUGCCUAUAUUUUCUCGCGAGCUGUGUUCACCAAAGGAUUAAAUAAUAAAUCCUGGGUCCGUGAAAAUAAACAAGGGGGUGUUGCAGGCAGUGCCGGCCCGAGCCUACUUUCAGGAUGGAGCGAGAUCCGACUUUGGCGCCCCUAUUUCAAAUGUGAAUCUUCUGCGCAUGGAUUUUGACCAUUGUAAUACCUAUAUGUCUCUAUCUAUCUUAUCAUCUAUUGAAGUUUGAAAACAUCUAUUUUCCUUGGUAAUCUCAACGCAGCAUGUAUAAACUUGGGAAUAAUAAGGACAAUGAAGAAGAUGAGGACCAAGAAAUGCUGAAUCAAGAAGCAGAGUUCUACAAACAAAAAGCUCUAAACAAAUUAAUACCGGCAGCGACUGCUGUAAAAUCAAACAAAGAUGUCCAUCAGACACCAAAAUCAACAAAAAAUGAUCUCGAGAAAAUGGAAAUCGAACCAACUGGAGAAAAUAUCCAAGAUCAGCUGGCAAACACUUUCGAAGCGAUACCCAAAGGCAUGGAUCUAAGCCCGAUCAAGGAAAAUGUUCAAAAUUAUAACAAAACUUCUAUAACAUAUGAUCCUAAUGGAUUUCCAAAACCUGUUAGACGAAAUACAGAUAUAAAGCCUUUAAAGGGGAGCAUUUUUUCACAACAUAUGAAAAGGUUGAAGAAGAACUCCGAGGUUGUUACAACUACAGAAAAUAAAACAGAUGUUAAUAAAUCAAUAUUUUCUCUUCAAGGAAAAAAGGAGAAUGAACAAACUAGGUUAAAUGCACAUACUCCAGCUAUUUUAUCUACAACUGAGAGGCUACAAAUCCACGAAGAAAAUCUUGAAACCUUAAAUCAUAUGAACCAAGAGGAAAUAUUGGCAAACAAGAAACAACUUUUAUCAUCUCUAGAUCCUGCUUUGAUCCAAUUUUUACGGGAUAGACAAUCAUUAAAACAAAAAGAAAUUGAAAGUGGAUAUAAAACAAAUACAAAACAAAACAUAACAGCUGAGAAUCUAGGUGUAGAACAAGUGGAGGUUCUCCAAGAAAUGUUAUCAAUGCCUGAAUCUAAUGGUUGGCUUAAUUUUAAUAAAUUUGAAGCCAAUAAGCUAGCAUGGAUGCAAGACAUGCCAAUUCCCAAACUAAAACAGACUGAAGGUUUUGAGGCAAGAUUUGAUUUUGAUGGAUAUCUUUUGCCUUGGUGUGUAGCAGAAAUAAACGAAGCCAAUAGAUAUUUGUACCAUCAUGGAGACGAACCAGAACGUCCUGGCUACAGCUUACAAGAACUUCUAUCUCUAUCAAGAUCAAAUGUUAUGCAACAAAGAAUCAUGGCUCUCAAUACCCUAGCGAAUAUUUUAAGCAUCGAACAAACAGGAGUUUACGAAAAAGUUUUUGAUUUGCCAAUAGAGCAAAUUUUUUUUGUGCUCAGAGUUGCUUUGGAUGAUAAUACACCGUCAGUUUUAGCAGCAGCAGCAAAAGCUUUAAGAAAUUUAGUAUAUUUUCAAAUUGAUGAAACUUGUUUGGAUAAUAUGUUAGGCUUUGGAAUGGGUUUUGUACAGCCAAUUUUGGCAAUUGAUAGUGCCAUGGAAGAUGAUAUUACUGUCAAUGAUCAACAAUUGGCAGAGACUAAUUUGGUUAAAUGUUUAAUUAGAAGUGGGAUUUUGACAAGAAUUAGAUAUAUUGUUAACACAAUAAAACCACACACGGAAACUAUAAUCCACUGCAUUGAAAUCCUGAUAAGACUUGCCAGAGACUCUGAAUUUAUUAUCAAUAAAAUUUUGCAGUGUGAAGGCCUUAUAGGCAGUUUGAUAAAAUAUUUCUUGCCUCCAUUUAAAUCAUUGGGAUUGGAUAAAUCUUGCCCUGGUUACUUCAUGCCUUUACCACACAUCAUUAAACUAUUAAGAGUUUUAUCAUCCAGAAAUAGAAAUAUUGCUGCCAGUUUGUUGAAUAAAUAUGAUUUGUUGAUUAUUAUGAUGUCUUAUUUGAAUGAAGAUCAUUUUUCUCAAAACGCUUUUGCUAUGCGUUUGCAAGUUGAGUCUAUGUAUUAUUGGACAGUUGUUUUACAUUACGGACUUUCUAUCGAUUCAUUAAGCCAACAUUCCAACAUUAUUUUGAAAUUCCUGGAUUACCAUUUCAAAAAUACAAACAACGAUAUGUCCACCACAUUAAUAAGACAAAGUCAUGUGACAGCCUUGUUCAUGCUGCUCACAAAGGCUGUAGAAAAAGAACAUGUUUUGUUUCAAAGUCUGACUACUCAGUGUUUUGAAAAAUGGAUGAGUCAGUUUAGGAUUCUUCAAGAGUUUAAGUGCGCUCACUCACAGAUUACCACCUCUAUACUUUAUUAUGCAGCAGUUUGUAACAGAAAUGGUGUAAAUAUCAAUGGCUCUGGUCUAUUUGAAUUAAUUUUUGAUUCUGAUGGAUUUAAGUUUGCGACCAACAAUAUUUUAAAUGGAUCUAUACUUUUAAACAACUUCCAAACACAUCAAACUACUGCCAAUCUGAAAUCGUUAGAAGCUGCAGCCUGGUUUUCCAUGGACCAUAUUAUACCUGUAAUGCAAACCAAUAGUUGCAUACCAUUUUUAUACGCAUUGACUAGUUUUAUAAUGAGUAGUGAUUCGUCCAAGCUGAAAACCAAAUUUCUAAACUACCCAAACAUCAAAAUGUACACUGAAAAACUGAAAUCUUCCAAAUCUUAUUAUAAUAUUGGGAAUUGGUUUGCUAGAUGUGAAAGCUUUCUUAUAAUGAAUAUUCUGAAAAUUGUUGUAAAUAUCCAAGCCGAUAUUGAUCCUGCUUCAUAUUAUGAUACUGCUGUUAAGUGUUUAUGUGUUUUUAGUACCGAACAAAAGCAGGAUAUGAAAUUUUUGCUGGAUAAUAUGGUUUUCUGUCCAAGGUUCUAUCCAGUAGAAGUUGCAAUGUCAAAUACUCAAAUAAACGAAAGAAAUACGGAACUAGAUAGAGCCUGGUCAAAUCUGGAUGAGAUUAAAAAAGUUUACGCUAAUGUAUUGGGCAUAACUGGUAAUUUAAUCACUUUUGACUCGUCCCUCUGCCUAGACACGAGUAUUGGAAACGUAAUUCCAGUUGACUGGAUUUACACCCCCUUAGUGGUGCUCUACUCCAACUACCAAAAAAGAUCCAAAAAUGAAGUACACAACGAACAAGAAGACUUCCAAAUUGUCAUUAAUUGUUUACGCUGGGUCCUUAUUUAUGAAACCCACUUUGAAACUUUAUCAAAUUGCAUAAGCCCUGCUGAAAAAUACGUUCGGUUGGGGUGUUUGUUUUUAGCUUCCGAUAACUUGUUUUUACAUGCAGAGUUGCAAGAUUUGAUGACUCAAGUUUAUGGGUUUUUGAUUAGAGAUGAAAAGAUGAUUGAUUUUAAAAAACAAAUAUCAGGUUUGACGAGCUUCAAAGAUUUUUUUAUGCAACUCUUAGACCAAUAUCAAGCAGUGAGUUAUGGAAAUAAAGUUUUUGGAAAUGUUUUAUUGUUUCCUUUGGUGAAACGUCACGAUGUUGGGUUCAGGAAAGCUUUGUGGUCUGAGUAUUUAGCUGUAGUGCAAAGUUUUAAUCUUUCAGCUGAUGAGGUUUGGAUACAUCCAUGCGAUCUUAUAAAACCAGAAGAUACUGAUAUGUCUUUAUGCACAAGUUAUUAUAGAGCAUGGGCGACUAAUAUUAUUCCAAAAAACAGUAUUAUGCAUGAAAUUGCCUCAAAAAAUAUAGAGUUUUUCAAACGUAGAAUGGAAAAAGAUAGUAAAAGUGCUAAUAUAGGAGACCUAUGAUUUUGUUUGUUAUAACAUAUAAGUACAUUUAUUGUAAAUUAUUCAAUAAUCAAGAUUUUCCA
Ceutorhynchus assimilis (cabbage seed weevil) is the source of this 4176-nucleotide messenger RNA. NCBI's taxonomy places the organism in Eukaryota, Metazoa, Arthropoda, Insecta, Coleoptera, Curculionidae. The record is from the annotation of a GenBank genome assembly.